Molecule: messenger RNA, 6735 nt
Organism: Plasmodium malariae
Lineage: Eukaryota; Apicomplexa; Aconoidasida; Haemosporida; Plasmodiidae
Product: conserved Plasmodium protein, unknown function
Exons: 2
Coding region: 1-6735 (2244 amino acids)
Source: RefSeq, a predicted model, not a curated record
AUGCUAGAUGAUUUUUUUUUAAAAAGAAAAAAAUUAAGCUUUGUAAACAUCAAUCUGAAAAGCUACUUUUAUAAAUAUUAUAAUAAUAAGAAAAAUGAAAAGAAAAAAUUGUAUUAUAUACUUGAUAAGAAAAAAAAAAUUGAAGAGAAGAUAAAACUGACGAGCAAUUUAACUUAUAACGAAAUUACCUUCUUGUUUGGGAAAAGUAAUCAUAAUAGCAGUCAUAGUAGCAAACAUAAUAAUAUUAUUGUUAAUAAAAAAAAAAAAAUUUAUUUUUGUAAAUUUUUAAAAAUUGACAUUUUAACACUGUUAAAAAAAGAUAUAGAAAAAUUAAAAAAAAAAAAAUUUACUUAUAUUACUAUAAAUAAUAGAAAACACAGUUUUAAAAAAAUUUUGAGUGUGUGCAUGUUUACGAAAGAUAUUAAAUCUUUAGUAAAUACAACACAUCAGUAUAUUUUAAAAACAAGUCUUUAUCAUUUAUUUCUCGUUUUAAAAUUAAGCAUUGAAUUUAAAAAUUUUGAAUUUUUAAAAUUACUUACGUUAGAGGCUUUUAUUAGCAAAAUAGAACAAUUAAAGAGAGAACAAGAGGAAAAGACACAAGUGGGAAAAGACAUAAAAUUGUUGUUAACAUAUGAUGACAUACUGAACAGUAAAUUUUUUGUAAAUUUUGAGGCUCCAAAAAAAUGUGCUACUUCGAAUAUUUACAUUUUUGAUAUUAUCAAUUUUAUUAAUGAACAUGUAAAAGGGGAUGCUGGCCAGGCAGGCAAAGUCGAGGCGAAAAGUUACGACGAGCCGGGAAGUUAUGACCAGGUCAGGAAAACCACUGAAGAGGGGUAUAAACAGAUCAGGAAAACUUCUGAAGAAAGUUAUGACCAGGUCAGGAAAACCACUGAAGAGGGGUAUGAACAGAUCAGGAAAACUUCUGAAGAAAGUUAUGACCAGGUUAGGCAAAAUGCAGAGCAAAGGAUUGACAAAACCGAAAAAGUGAACAAUUCAUGCGCCAAAGUUUCUCUCGCAAAUAGGAAGAUGUACAGGUCAGACGAUUUAAUGCACAAAAGUGGAAGUGAUGGUUAUACAAGGGAUAAUGCGAAAAAUUAUGUACGUAAUGUUAACAUAAACAACUCCAGCAAAAGCAAUUUUAGCAGACACUAUGACAGGAAGUGGAAGAGGUUUAAUUUUAAAAAUGAAGAGAGUGAUAUAAGAAGAAAUAAUGAAAUUUACCCUCACGAAAUAAAGUACUUUUUUUAUAAUAACAGAUCAAAUCAUUUGGGUGUAUAUAAAGAGAUUUAUGAAAAAUCCGAUGAAUAUAAAGGUCUAAAAUAUUACGAAAAAAUAAGAAAUGAUUAUUAUUUAGUAAAUAAUAGGUAUGGCGAAAAAAAUGGUACAGAGGAGAUGCAAAAUAAUAGUUUAAAAUGUAGUUAUUUAAGUAGUAAUAUUUUUAAAAAUAAUGGAAUUGCGGAUAAUAAGAAUAAAGUGGACAGUUCCCUAUUAUCGAAAAUGACAGAUACGUGUAUACUAAAGGAAUAUAUAUUAAACGCAUUUUUGUCCAUAUGUGUAAAUAAUUAUGAGGAAAAAAUUUAUAAAUAUAUAAAACAUAUCUACUUUUGUAAUUUUUAUUUUUAUAAUCCGUUAUUUCUGUUGUACUAUUUCCCUUUUAUUAUCCCAAGCGAAUAUAAGAUUUAUACAAAAUAUUUAAAAGAGUUUUUAAAAUUUUUAAAUAACAUAAUAAUGCACUUUCAUUUUUAUUUAAUCCCUUUUUUUAUUAAUUUAAAUUAUUCUACUAUUUUUUUUGAAUUUUUUAAAAAAUAUAUUACCUUAGGACAAGAGGGAAAAACGUUACACAUAUUUCGAAAAUCAAAUAGUCAUCAACUACUAAAGGAAAAGAUAGUAUAUACAUAUAAAAAAUUUACAGCUAAUGAAAAAAGUAUAACUUUACUAAUGCACCUUUUUUAUGAAAUUUAUGCACAUGAUAGUGGUGUCAUCGAAAAGGGUAAGCAGAUUUAUCUGGACAAUUUCUACUUCUAUAGCUCAGAAAAAGAAAGAAAAGAAGUGCAGAUGAGUAUUUUUUUUAAUUUUUUAAAUUAUCAAAGCUUGUUUAAUAAAUAUGAAAAGGAGUUAAAAAAUGAAAAAUUGCAAAGGCAUGUAUUUCUUAAGCCCUUUUUUUCAAGCCCUAAUAAAGUAAAAAAAAAAGGAUCAAUUAUACAAUGUACGAAUGUAGAAGAGAAAGAAAACUUAUACACUAAUGGGUACAGUAAUAUAAUGGAAAGAAUCCAAUUACAUGAACGUGUUGGAGGUAAAGGAAGUGGAGAGCCAAGUGAGGGUAUUUUCAAAAAUGACUAUAUAAAACAGGAGGAAGAUGGAUCCAGAUAUGGGAGGGGCAAGGUAGCAGCGAGUAAAAUAAUCACUAGCAAUAUAGCAGCGAGUAUGCGUACCCCCCCCUCAGCGAUUUCAAAAAAUUUGUUAUUGAAAAGGAAAGCAUUUCUAAAAGGAGUAAGUGACAUGCAUAUUGAGCUUAACAGUGCAGGGGAAAGUAUGCAAAGCGGAAAUAAAUACUGCAAUACUAAGGGCAGUACUAACAGCAAUACUAACAGCAGUACUAACAGCAAUACUAACAGCAGUACUAACAGCAGUACUAACAGCAGUACUAACAGCAGUACUAACAGCAGUACUAACAGCAGUACUAACAGCAGUACUAACAGCAGUACUAACAGCCAUGUUUGCCUCCAUCUAAAUGACGCACAUUUAAAAUAUAAUAAUAUAGCAAUUAAGAAAAAAGACGUGUUAAGUCUUUUUCUGCUGUUAAACAGGAAUAACUUGACAGAAUGUGGCAAUUAUGUUGUUAAAAUAAUAUAUUUUUUUUUGAAUGAAUAUAGUGAAAAGGACAUAAUACAUAUAUUUCUUAAUCAUGUGAAAAACAGUAAUAAUAAUUAUGACCUGUUACUAGUUAAUAAAAUAUUAAAUAUAUUUAUUUAUAAAAAAAAAAAUAUGACAUUAAAUAAUAAUAUUAUUAUCUGUAAUAUUUUAGCAAAAUAUCAGUUAUUUCAUAAUAAUUUUUUUUCGCUAGAUAAAAAAAAUUUUAUAAACGAGGUGAAAGAUACUAACAUACAUUCCCUGGUUGCACUUAUUUAUUCCUUAGGGAAAUUAAAAAUUAAAAACGUAUGUAACGAUUUUUACAAAGUAGUCAUUAAAGAAAUUUUAAAAAAAAUGGAUAAAAUUAACGAGUAUGGGUUGUCUUGUCUCUUAUAUGGCCUGAACAACCUUAUUGACAGAAAAAGAGAACGGGUAUUAAUACCUCAACCAACAAAUGAAAAAAAUAAGUACUUGAUAAAGUCGAUCAAUAGGGAUGGAAGUUUUUCGACUGAUAAUUUGCGUGCAAGAGGUGAUGGGAAUCUCGCUUGUACCAAGUACCCUGAGGAAAGUCGCAUUCACGGUAGUAACGACAUUAUCGAAAGUUCUUUGGACAAAGCACAAAUUGGUACUCAAGAUGGAAGCAGCAACUAUGCAAGUAAGGACAGUGAAAAGGAAAUACCCACGCAGAACAAAAGUACCAAUAGGGAUGGACCGGAUAAGCAGUAUAACUAUCGUACUUAUAAUAAUUACCAUAUAGAUAGUGCUGCCGCUGCGUGUGAUAAACGAAAUAAGUGGGAGGGCGCUAACAAAGGAAGCUAUAUGUUGUCCCAUGCAAAGGGAGAAAAUGAAAAAGAUAAAGAAAAACAUAACAAACAACAUCAUUUAAAUGAAAUUAUUAAAAUAGAAAAUGAGUUAAUCAAAGCAAUAGUAAAAAAAUUAAUUCUUUUUAAAAACAUGAAUAUCAACUCGUUCUGUAUAUCUAUUUCGUGUUUAUCUAAAAUUAAUAUUUUCCCAUCAGAACUAUAUGAAGAAAUAAAAGAUAUUACAUAUAGAUAUAUAAAUACUGUGAACGUUACUUCACUACAACAUUUACUAUUAGCCUUGUCUAAAUAUUAUAUGAAAACAAAAAAAAAAAUGCACUCUGUUGAUUCUAUAAUUUUUGAUAUUUACAAUUUUUUAUUUACAUACAAAUAUGCAGAAAUAUCUUUUAAAUGUGCAUGCAAAUUUCUACACAUUUUAAGUCUACUAAAUUUAAGAGAGGAAAAUUUUAUUUUAUUAUUACUUCUGACAAUAGCGAAUGAGCAGAGAACACUAACAUCCAUCCAUGGCCCCGAAGGGGAGAGCAGUAGCGUAGGUAGAAGCGUGUGCAAUAUCGAUCUCUGUAAAAAUGCAGUUGAAGGGCGCCCUCAUAUACCUAGUCCUUUUAACAGCAAUAGUGAUAAAAGAAACGGGCUAACGGUAAGUAAUUACUCUAAGAAUGGAUACUCAGUGAAAAAUUAUAGCAACAACAACGAGAGUAGUGAUAACUGUGGUACUAUAAGGUUUAGGAUGUCCAUUUUUAAAGGGCUGGAUAAACUGAAGGAGGAAGAAUAUUUUAAAAGCUCGUAUAAUUCGUAUUUAUUCUUUGACAUUAAAAAUUAUAAAUUAAAUUUAAAUAAUCUUUUGUUAAAUUUUAAAAAUGUUGAUAACAGUUACUUGAUUAAUGUCCUUGAGAGUUUAUAUAAUUUGUCUUAUUAUUCUUAUUUUUCAAUUCAUCUAAUCAUAAUCAUAAAAAAUUUACUCAUUAAACAAAUACACGAUUUGAAGGUCUCAAGUAUAAUAACCUUAUUUUUCUCCUAUACUGAUUUGCAUUUCUUUGAUCAUUCUCUUUACGAUCUUGAGUUAAAAUUAUUUUUAAGUGAUUACAGUAACAUGAAUGAUGGCACAAAGGGAGAUGACGAAAAGUACCUAUAUGAACAAUUAGCCAUUAAUACGAUUAGAAAUAAUACAAUGAUUACUCGAAAUGGGUUUAAACAAGGGAAGGAAGAAAAAUAUGAAGAAGAUAAAAAAAUAAAUGAUACUACUGUACGACAGGAUGGAACUAAUAUGCUUGAACAAAAUGAGGGUCUUAUGCUACAACAACAAUUUUACAGCAUCUAUAAUUACAUGAUGAGUAAUUUUAAAAAAAUGAGUGAAGAAGAAAAGGUAGUAUAUGUUGAGAAACUAAAAUUAAUUAUGUGUGAGAUGAAAAAGAAAAACAAAAAAUAUUAUGUGGAAAAUAUUUAUAAUAAGAACGAUACAUUAAGUGCAGAAUAUAUAAUAUCUAUGAUAUAUGAUUAUAAUGAGGACAAAAAAAAAAAAAAUUUGGAAAUGUAUGAACAGGAAAGGAUGUUAAAUGAAAGUGAAACGACAAACACAUACAAUAAAGAAAGCAUGAAUAAGUUUAAAAAAAGGGGAUCUCAUUUUAUAUAUGAUGAUGAAAAUGAUAGCGCCAAUACUGCAAAUUAUGGUAGGUGUAGUACUGCAAAUUAUGGUAGCGGUAGUACUGCAAAUUAUGGUAGCGGUAGUACUGCAAAUUAUGGUAGCGGUAGUACUGCAAAUUAUGGUAGCGGUAGUACUGCAAAUUAUGAUAGCGGUAAUACUGCAAAUUAUGAUAGCGGUAGUACUGCAAAUUACCGUAGCAGUUGUGUAAAAAACGAGUUGUCGAGUUUAAGCAAAGGAUCGGUUUCACCGAAUGAAGGGGAUAAUGAUAAUUUCCAUAAAAUAAAAAAUAUUGUUGAUCAGUUCAGCUCAGUUAAAAAAUACCACUUAAAAGAUAAAAAGUUAAAUGAGAAAUUAGAAAAAAAAGAAUAUUAUGAUGAUUUUUUUUCCUUAAAAUAUAGAGAAUAUUAUAAAGAGGACUUAAUAAAUUUGUGUUUAGAGACACUGUUAAAGAACACGAAUUAUAUUUUAAAUAAUUAUAAGCAGUACAAAAAUUGCAGCAUAUUUUUUCUUUUACUUUUUUAUAAUAUUUUCUUACCAUAUACAACAAACGACAUUUUUGUUUAUUUUAAAUGUAUUCAAAGAAAUUAUAUUUUUUAUAAAAAAAAAAAUUUGCAGCAUUAUUUUGAACAUAUAUUAAAAAAUAUAGAGUUAUCAGAUUUUAAUCAUCAUUUUGUUAAUAAUAUUAUUAAUUCGAAAAAUUUGUCACAUACCAUUAUUCCAUAUUUGAAUAUAUUACAACACGACAAUAACUUUUUAGAUAAAGCUAUUUUUUUAAAUGAUCAUAAAAAAGAGAUCCAUCAGAUGGAAAAUUAUCAAUAUGCUGGCAAAGACAUUAAUAUAGGGGAAGAACAGGAAGAAGAUGAAACGAAACAUAACUGUCUAAAUGAGUACGAAAUGUUUAUAAAUUCAUAUGACCUGAAUUAUAAGAUGAGAAAAAUAAAAAUUGAAAAUAUCGUUCCGUUAAACCUUUUGUACAAAUUUUUCCAGUUAGUUAACUUUAACAUAAAUAAUGUUCAGCUUGUUUUUCUUUUAAAUGAAGUAAUUAAGGAAAGUACUUUGCGCGAAAGAAUAGACGAUGAAGGUGUUGACAGUACUGGUGAUGUAGACAAUGUAGACAGUGAAGACAGUGCAGACAGUGUAGACAGUAAUGCAUUAAAAUUUAAAAGAACGCAGAAUUCACCUUACCAGUUCAGAAAUUUGUUCUGCCCAUUACUUCAAAUAAAAAAUAAAACCUUAAUUGUUCAUAAAAAUUCGAAAAAAUUGUAUUUUAAAAAUUUGAAUAUUAUUGACCAACAUUUUAAUACAUCUCAAGGUUUAAUUAUACAAAUUUUUGAUAAUCCUAUUUAUAACUUAAUUUCUAUUUAUGCUAAUGUGUACAUUGUUGCUUAUAAAGUGGACAUUUUGAUAGAAAGGAGUAAAUGA